AGAGACAUAUUUGAAGCAGUCGGACUUAAUCGCUACUUAUUUCCCCAUGGUGUUCUACCAACUGGUCCAGAGAGAGGUAUAAUUGAGGUUGUACCUAAUACAAGAAGCAGAACUCAGAUGGGUGAAACAAAUGAUGGUGGUUUGUAUGAAAUUUUUCAACAAGAGUAUGGACCUGUUGGCUCUCCUAGUUUUGAAGCUGCACGUGAAAAUUUUAUAAUUAGCAGUGCUGGGUAUGCAGUGGCCAGCCUUCUGCUUCAACCAAAGGACAGACAUAAUGGCAAUCUUUCUUUUUGACAGUGCAGGGAGGCUUGUUCACAUUGAUUUUGGUUUCAUCUUUGAAAUUUCACCUGGUGGAAAUUUGCGGUUUGAGAGCGCACACUUCAAGUUGAGCCAUGAGAUGACUCAAUUACUUGAUCCAUCAGGUGUUAUGAAGAGUAAAACCUGGAACCAGUUUGUCAGCUUAUGCGUGAAGGGAUACCUUGCUGCCCGCCAUCACAUGAACGGAAUCAUCAGUACGGUUUUGCUGAUGCUUGACAGUGGAUUGCCUUGCUUCAGCAGGGGUGAUCCUAUUGGAAAUCUGCGGAAGAGAUUCCAUCCUGAGAUGAGUGAACGUGAGGCUGCCAAUUUCAUGAUCCGGGUGUGCACGGAUGCAUACAACAAGUGGACGACUGCCGGCUAUGACUUGAUACAGUAUCUUCAGCAAGGCAUCGAGAAGUAGAGGAGAAUACAGGAAAGCUCAUUUUCAAGUGUACAUUUUUGUUUGUAAUUUUCCCUUCCUCUAUUUUUUGUUUUGUUUAUCUAGUAGCAAUUUUUCCUUGGGAAUUCUAGAAACGGGAAUCGUGUAGUCAAAAUAUUGAGGAAGAUAAAGUAAAAUAGAGUUGUUUGU
This is a messenger RNA of Rubroshorea leprosula, 886 nucleotides long. The record is from the annotation of a GenBank genome assembly. Lineage: Eukaryota; Viridiplantae; Streptophyta; Magnoliopsida; Malvales; Dipterocarpaceae.